AUGGAGUGUUUGGACUUUACAGAGUAUGACCUGGAGAUGUUGGAAACCGCACUAAGCGAUGACGAUAUUGGGCACAGUCGGAUAGAGGAGGAGCGCCAGAAGCGACGCGCCGCAUCUAAACGUAUUCGUCCAAUAUGGGAGGCUGCAGAGAGUGGGAACCUGGAGGUUUUGCAUGCGCUGAGUACAGGUAGCCCACGUGUGAAUGCCAAAGACAUAGACGGCUUCACACCUGCGGCGCAUGCUGUGCAUGCUGAAAAGCUCGAUGCGUUUGAACUGUUGGUCAGCAAGCGUGCAAAUUUGCUGGCAGGGGAUGCGUUCGGUGGAUGUCCUCUCCGGACAAUUAUGAGUUCUCCUUAUCCAGGGCAAACCCUGGACUCCUCUUUCCUGCUUAAGUGGUUGGAUGUUGUUCCUCCGAAAUACUUCAAUUGCGAGGUGACAAACGGCCUUGCUGCAAUCCAUUACUGUGCAGAGGCGGGCUGUGUAGAGGCCCUUGCCAUGACAGUGAGAAAGGGCUCGUGCGCUGAUUUGCGAUGUCGCUACAACGCAAAGACACCGGCUCAUUAUGCGGCAGCCUCCGGCCACGUAGCUGCCUUGAGGUACUUGGUUGAUGCUUGGGCAGACCUCUCUAUAGAGGACCGCGCUGGGAAGACAGCCUUGCAGCAGGCGAAGGAGAGAACCCACCAUGAUGCUGCCCGCUUCCUUGAGGGGGCGGUGGCGGAGAGGCGUUUCCGAGUACUGAAGCCUUUCAUUCUGUAUCAUCGACCAUGCCCUUCGCACGCAACUGGCGCCCGACGUGCGAAUUUGGUUCCUGGAUUGGGUGGUCAUAUCCGGGAGGGCAUUGAGGUCUGGAGUCAGCUGAGCUGUAGCAUGGGCUCAUGCGUGCUGGAGUUCUUGCUCGGGGGUCAGAUCUCCAUUCAGAAGACCUGGUUGCAGGAUCACUUCGCCGAGGUGGCUUCUUUGACUCAGGAAGUCCAUUCUCUGCGAGCUCGCGUGCAGGAGCUGGAACAGGAAGCCGCUCAGUCGAGGCUUCGCAGCAAACAGUCUCGGGCUUGGAGUUGUUGCUCUUGGUGUAAAUAG
This is a messenger RNA of Effrenium voratum, 1077 nucleotides long. Lineage: Eukaryota; Dinophyceae; Suessiales; Symbiodiniaceae. The record is from the annotation of a GenBank genome assembly.